AUGGUUCCUAAUACUAAUGUUGAUUGUGUUAGUAUUGGUGAUCAAGGUAAAUUGCCAUCGGAUAUUGUUGAAUUAAGUAAAGGUAAACCCGAUUUUGAUUGGGAUUCAUAUUAUGAUCGGUCAAUUGUCCUGCAGAAAUUAAAGACUACCAACUCUUUUUGUGACAUUAUAUUAAUUUCCUCUGAUGGUAAAGAGUUUCCAGUCCAUUUUGCCGUCAUGUCCGCUCUUAGUGGUAAAUUAAGUGAUUUGAUUUACCAACAAAUUAAUGAUCCAAACAAUAAGUCAAUUAAUGAUGAUCCAAAACCUUCAACCAGUAAAGGUGAAACUGGUAAUGAUAUUGGUGAAUCUUGUUCGCAAUGUAGUUCAAUUAAACGGGUUCAUUUGUCCGAUAUUCCUGGUUCCGUGUUAGCGGUUCUAGUUGAUUGUGCUUAUAAAGGAGCCUUUAGUAUACCUUAUAGUCGAGUUUGGUUAAUUCUGGAAACUGCUGAGAAAUUUGAGAUGAAUGAGAUAAUUGUCGCUUGUUGUAAUUAUUUGGUUAAUCAUUUGACUCGAGAAAAUUGUAUCUCUCUCCUCUAUUUGGGUGUUAAACAUAAUCAUCGACUUCGAUCUGCUGCUUGGUCAAUGAUUAAACGGGAAUUUGCUUGGUUAAUUCCUUCAUCGCCUAAUUUUGCUUCAUUAAAAUUAGAUCAUCUUGAAAGUUUAUUGGAUGAUGAUGAGCUUGAUAUUGAAUCGGAGGAACUAAUUUGGGAUGCAAUUAAGCGUUGGAUUAAUGAACAACCUUCAUCAAGUUCAGCUUCUUCCUCCCCUGGGUCACUUGUCAACAGAUUAAUUCGUUACCUUCGACAUGGUCGAGUAACCCAAUCAUUUUUAACCAACAAAUUGGCUAAAGAUCCGUUAAUUUUGACCGAUAUUUCCCUCAGUAAAUUGGUCUCUGCGAUGAUUAAACAAAAUCGUCAUGAAUUCGGUAAAAAACCAUUAGAUGGCCAUGGUCUCCCUGUCGGUUUAACUCCUCGACACAUUCGACCUCGAAUCCCUGGAUCAAUUAUCUUCGCUAUCGGUGGCUGGCAAGAAGGUGUUCCAACAACCUUGAUCGAAACAUAUGAUCGAGUGACCAAUAAAUGGUUUGAAUGUAAAAUUGGUCAAAAAGUUCCAAGAGCUUAUCAUGGUAUCGAAGUUAUCUCUGGAAUAAUUUAUCUUAUCGGUGGAACCAAUGGAAGUGUCUUGAAUACGGUUAAUUGUUUCGAUCCAUUAACUGGUAAGUGGUUUCAACGGUCAAACAUGUACGAGCAACGUUGCUAUGUUUCAACCGCGGUUCUUGGUGGGUUUUUGUAUGCAAUGGGAGGUCAUAAUGGUUUACACCGAAUACGUUCAGUUGAAAGAUAUGAUCCGGUUCACAAUCAAUGGACUCAAAUUGCUGAGAUGAAUUUAGCAAGAUCAGAUGGAUGUGCUGCUAUUCAUGAAGGUAAAAUUUACAUUGCCGGAGGUUUAAAUGAUCAGGUGAUUGAGAAUUCAGUUGAAGUAUAUGAUCCGGCCAUCCAAAAGUGGACACUAAUUCAACCGAUGAGUUCACCAAGAACUAGUUUAUCUUUGGUCUCUUACCAGGGCUCAUUAUAUGCUCUUGGUGGUAAUAAUGGAUUCGAAAGAUUACCAACCGUGGAAAGAUAUGAUUUUGACCUGAAGUGUUGGGUCGCUGCUCCAAACAUGAGAUCACAAAGAAGCACAUUCUCGGCUUGUGUACUUGGUGACAAUAUUUAUGCUGUCGGUGGUUACAAUGGACAAACACCAAUAAAUAAAGUGGAAAAAUUUGAUUCGGUAACUGGUGAAUGGGUUGGAAUUAAGAAUUUAAAAUUUGACCGAAGUGGUUUGUCCAUUUGUGUCCUUAAGGGUUUGACCAACGGUAAAAAUUUCACUUUCCUUGGACAAGCAAAUAAAUUCUGGUUCCAAAGUAAACUUUAAACAGCCACAUGUUAAAUUAAAAGUUAAUCAACAAUCAAAUCAGUCAAUUUACAUGAUUAAAGAGAAAUAAAAAUUAUUUUCUCUAAAUUGUGACCAAAACAAUUUUGGAAUUAAAUUAAAUUCGAUAAGUUGAAUUUACUUUUCUCCUUACAAUUAUACCAACCUUACAAUAAGAAAAACUCCCAAAACCUAAAAUUUCAACAAAUUUUCUCCUAAAUAUAUUCAAUACAUAAGCUAAUUAAAUAAUUAAUAAACUCGAUAAU
Messenger RNA from Panonychus citri (citrus red mite), 2219 nucleotides. RefSeq names its product kelch-like protein 10. The record is from RefSeq and is a predicted model, not a curated record. NCBI's taxonomy places the organism in Eukaryota, Metazoa, Arthropoda, Arachnida, Trombidiformes, Tetranychidae. Gene Ontology annotation, molecular function: protein binding.